Cimex lectularius (bed bug) is the source of this 2665-nucleotide messenger RNA. It is a transcript of the gene inaD, whose product is annotated as multiple PDZ domain protein. Gene Ontology annotation, molecular function: protein binding. The transcript has 13 exons. The record is from RefSeq and is a predicted model, not a curated record. Lineage: Eukaryota; Metazoa; Arthropoda; Insecta; Hemiptera; Cimicidae. The coding region runs from base 68 to 1540 and encodes 490 amino acids.
UUUCGUUUAUAUAAUUUUCACAGAUAAGGUGAAGAAAAAGUAUGGGAACCUCGGUGCUGCGGUAGUGAUGGUGGAAUUGGAAAAGGGCUCAGGAGGACUCGGUAUAUCUCUCGCAGGCCAUAAGGAUCGGACAAGGAUGGCUGUCCUCAUCUGUGGCCUUAAUCCGUCCGGUCUAGCCUACAACUCUGGAGCUCUUCAGGUCGGCGACGAAAUACUAGAGGUGAAUGGCGUAAUUCUUCACGGGAGAUGUCAUCUGAACGCAUCGGCUAUUAUCAAAGGGCUCCCUGGCCCCCUUUUCAAAAUUAUUGCCUUGAGGAAAGCCGGAGCUGUAGAUGACCUCUCGGUGAAACCAAUUACCCAGUUUCCCGUCACUCUUAAAGAAGAGACGCCCGAGCAGCGCUAUAGUUCCUUCAAAGGUCUUCGUACCAUUUCAAUUAAAAAGCCGGGAAACAUGGAGCGAUGCCUUCUACCAGGUUCCCCAACCCGUCAGCAAAGUGGACAAGGCUUGGGUAUAAUGAUAAUUGAAGGGAAGCAUGCAGAAGUGGGACAAGGUAUAUUUAUCUCCGACAUCCAAGAAGGAAGCGCAGCACAUCAGGCAGGUUUAAGUGUCGGAGACAUGAUACUUGCUGUAAAUAAAGAUACCCUUUUAGGAUCAAAUUAUGAUAAUGCUGCUGCGUUAUUGAAAAAGACAGAAGGCGUUGUCACUUUAGUAGUCUGCAAUCCAAACAAAGCCAAAGAAGAAGAAAGAAAAGUUACAGAACUGACUAUGCAGUCUACGGCGAGUACGUCUCAUCAAACCCCUAAGUCUGAAAAGAUGGGAAAACCAGCGCAGAGUGGAACUCCAAAGCUUUUGCCUCCUCCUGGUUCUUUAUCACCAUCACCAUCAGGAAAACUGAAAAUGGAUGUUGAUGAAAAUUUAGCGACCACUGCCAUUAUAGCGCCAGGAUCGGAAACAACUAUCGAAAUAAAUAAAGAUAAAAUUGGCCUUGGAAUUAGUGUAGUUGGAGGUGUCGAUUCAUUACUCGGUGAAAUCAUUGUUCAUGAAAUUUAUGCAGAAGGUGCUGCUGCCAAAGAUGGCAGACUUAAACCUGGUGAUCAUAUUUUAGAAGUAAAUAGUGAGGAUUUUAGAAAUAUCUCUCAAACUAGAGCAUUGACAAUUUUAAGACAAAUUCCUGGAAAAGUUCGAAUGCUUGUGUUUCGUGAUGUAAACUACAGUGAUGAUGAAAUCAAUAAUUUAGACAUAAUGGAAAUUGAACUAACAAAAAAACCUGGCAAAGGUUUGGGCCUCAGCAUUGUAGGGCGCAAAACUGGAUCAGGCCUUUACAUUUCCGAAAUCGUCCCUGGUGGAGUCGCAAGUGUAGAUGGAAGAUUAAUGAAAGGUGAUCAAAUAAUGACUGUCAAUGGGCAAGAUAUUCAAAAAAUGACCCAUGAAGAAGCUGCUGCAGUAUUGAAAACAGCUAUUGGAAAAGUGUCGUUAAAGUUUGGGCGAUACAAAUCGAGGAGAAAGGAGUGUAAACUCCUCCGCGUUGGAGGAUGUUAAAGGAGAAUCAUAUUUAUUCUAACAUGAUAUGGAUCCGCAUCCCUCGAGGCAUAAUUUAUUCUCUAAAGACUGUUUCCAACAAGAAAACCUAGAAGGGCCCCCAAAUAAUUGGACAUACAAUAAACAAAAGUUUAAAACCCAUAGUCAAAUAGAUAAAUAUGAAAAUUAAUGAUUAAGACUUACUACUCGGUCACUUUCACUAUACAUUCAUAAAAUUUUUAUAAAGUUCUACAUGCCAGCAAACUUCAAUAUUUAUAUAAAAGCUCUCAUUGAUUAACUAAUGUGAAAAUAUAUUUUUUAUAUUACCGUUCUCUUUAGCAAUAUAAAUUACACAGUGUUACUUGUUUAUUGUGCUACUGAACAAACACAUCCAUGUAAUGUGGUAGCGGCUUUAGUGAAUUACUGCUACUCUUGCUUUUGCAUAUAUGUGAUAAUCACAGCAGUCAUUAAGUUAAUUUAAUAGGUCAUUAUUAUAGAUUGUAGACCUAAAAUUUGUUCCUAAAUCAGUUAGAAUUUUAGAAUUUUAAUGUUGGAAAUGAAUGAUAACAAUUUUUAAAGCUUUAUAGUAAUGUACAAUUAAAACAUAUUUUAAAACUUUAUUUACAAAUGGUUAUCAAAGAUUUAUACAAUCCAUCUGUGAAUAAUCAUUGGAAAAUUGAAUUAAAAAUGUGAUAGAUUUUGCUAUUUAAAAAUGUUUAUUUUCACAGCGUUACACAUUAAAAAAUAUAUAUCGCAUGUGUAUUUAAAAAACAGGAAAUAUACUGAUCGUUGUAGAAUCAUGACAAAUGUUUGUAUCAUUCAAAACAUUGAUCAAAACAGUUUAACAAAAAAAUUCUACUUUUUGAGAUUGGCUUUACACAAGUAUUACUUAUAACCGUUUUCAAGCUAUAUUAGCAAAACAUAAACAGUAAUAAACGUAUUUAUUGUAAUUUAUUAAUAACGUAUUGAUUUAUUUUAUGCUGUUUGUAUGAUUGAAUCAUUUAGGAAUUGCGUAUUUUUAGAUAAAUUGGGUUUUUAUUACAAUCGUGAUCGACCAAGAGAUCAGGGGACCAUCAAAAUUUCAAUUUUGUUAUUGCGUUUAAAUUGUAUAUACUAUCUAAUGGAAACACUAGUUAUUUUCAGUUU